Messenger RNA from Anguilla anguilla (European eel), 1561 nucleotides. RefSeq names its product general transcription factor IIE, polypeptide 2, beta (gene gtf2e2). NCBI's taxonomy places the organism in Eukaryota, Metazoa, Chordata, Actinopteri, Anguilliformes, Anguillidae. The record is from RefSeq and is a predicted model, not a curated record. Gene Ontology annotation, cellular component: transcription factor TFIIE complex. Bases 159 to 1040 code for a protein of 293 amino acids. The transcript is spliced from 8 exons. Gene Ontology annotation, biological process: transcription initiation at RNA polymerase II promoter.
UUAACUUACUAGCUACGUAGCUAGGAUGGAGAAUGUACGGCAGUAAGCAGUUAGCAAAUGUGACAAGAUAAAUAUAUUUUAAACAGCGUUUAUGAACAUUAAGCUGGUGGUUACAAAUUAUAUCUCUUUACGAGAGGCGCCCACGGCUGGAGACAAGAAUGGAUCCAGCCCUGUUGAGAGAGCGAGAGCUCUUCAAGAAAAGAGCCCUCGCCUUACCGACGAUUGAGAAGAGGUCCGCUCCCUCUGAAUCUUCCUCCUCCUCUUCCUCGAAGAAGAAGAAGCCCAAAACAGACCGUGAUGGAUCUGGAGGCUCCAAGCAUGGUGGAGACUCCAGCAAUGGCUCGUUUAACCUGAAGGCUCUGUCGGGAAGCUCCGGGUACAGGUUUGGUGUCCUGGCUAAAAUCGUGAACUACAUGAAGACCCGGCACCAGCACGGGGACACACACCACCUGACCCUGGAGGAGAUCCUGGACGAGACCAAGCUGCUGGACAUCGGGCUCAAGCAGAAACAGUGGCUUAUGAACGAGGCCCUGGCCAGUAACCCAAAGAUAGAGGUUCGGGACGGGAAGUACGCCUUCAAGCCCAAAUACAACCUGAAGGACAAGAAAGCCCUGCUGAGGCUUUUGGACAAACACGACCAGCUGGGCCUGGGAGGGGUGCUGCUGGACGAUGUGGAGGAGGGCCUGCCCAAUGCGCAGAAGGCCAUUAAGGUUCUAGGCGACCAGAUCAUUUUUGUGACCAGACCAGACAAGAAGAAGAUUCUUUUCUACAACGACAAGCACUGCCAGUUUUUGGUGGAUGAAGAGUUCCAGAAGCUGUGGCGAAGCAUUCCAGUGGACUCCAUGGACGAUGAGAAGAUCGAGGACUACCUGAAGAGACAGGGCAUCUCCUCCAUGCAGGAGACCGGACCAAGGAGGCUGGCGCCCAUCCAGGAGCGGAGGAGGCCGGGGUCUCAGAAGAGGAGGCGCUUCAAGACGCACAACGACCAUCUGGCCGGCGUGCUGGAGGACUACUCCGAGGGCGUUCCCGCCAAGAAGUGACCGCGCGCUCCCACCUCCGGCCACCAGGGGGAGCCGUGCAUCGCUGUACGGAAGAGCGCGGGGGCGGGAGAGGCAGCGUCCCUCCGAGCGCCUCGGUCUCGGACCUGAUUGGACGUCUACUUUGCCAAAAAAAGAGAGAUCAGAUUUAAAGGGCACUGCUGUGUGUUAUACUGUAAAGCUCGGUUCAGCAAUGUUCAAAUGUGAAUCUGUGUAAAUAUCUUUUUUUUUUUUUCUUCAGUGCCAGCGCGUUACAAGAUGGGAUGGGCGGUUCCGGUUGAGCUCAAAUGUUACUGAACGCUUCUCCCUCCUCCGCACCGUGUCGGCCAUCUUGUCUGUAUUAUCGGAGCGCUAACUAAUGCUGGACAUUUUACCAGAACUCCUGGGAAGGACGAUUAAAAUAGGUGUGGUUUUUUUUUUUUUAAUGUUUUAUUUUCAGUGAGUAUCGCAUGCCCUGUGCAGUGGCCCAUGGCUUUACUUUCCUGUGGGCAGUGGGGUUCAACAGCGAAUAAAAAAAAUUAAAA